Messenger RNA from Coffea arabica (coffee), 5088 nucleotides. Its product is annotated as protein GAMETOPHYTE DEFECTIVE 1. Gene Ontology annotation, cellular component: nucleolar ribonuclease P complex. The record is from RefSeq and is a predicted model, not a curated record. Gene Ontology annotation, biological process: tRNA processing. NCBI's taxonomy places the organism in Eukaryota, Viridiplantae, Streptophyta, Magnoliopsida, Gentianales, Rubiaceae. Gene Ontology annotation, molecular function: RNA binding.
CUAGGGUUCGAUACAUCCAUUGCUUUCAUUUCAUUCUUCUUCUCCGCCGCACCCUACUAGACCACAGUCCUCUCUCUCCAUCUCUGCCUCUCAACCGCACAGCCCGCACCCCACAGUCAGAGGCUUCGCCGCCACCGCUACCCACAACCUCCCUCUCCGUCUCUGCCUCUCAGCCGCACGGCCCGCACCCCACACCCAUCACCGCCGCCGCUACCCACAGCCAGAGGCUUCGCCGCUACCCACGUUAGUUUUUUUUUAAAAUUAUAUAAUUUUACUUCUGGGUUUACUGAACCAGUGAAGCCGCAAGAAGAAGCAAUUCUUUAGUUUCCUAAUCCCUGAUGAACCACUUUUUUUGGAAACAUUCACCAUGUUAACUGGUGUUCGUUAACUGCCACACUAGAAUUUACCAAAAUAUGCUGCCAUUGGUGUUGAUCCUUGGUGUGUCAGUAGACACUGCACAGAAAUGGGAGCGUGCUUUUAGUAAGAAAGAGCAAAAGUUGAUUCAGACACCCAGAAACUUGGUGGAUGAAGUUUGGAUUAGCCGCCCACCACUUGAACUGAAUCCUAUUGUUGUGCAUUCUCCACAAUUUUCUGGUCGUUCUGUUGCAGACAAGUUAAAAGAUUUGAGAGAGAACCUUGUGCAGGAAAAAGCUCGUGGUAUAUUGAUAACAACUCUUGAUGAGUGGUAACAUUAAGCUCAGCUUUCUUGUAUGUGGACCAGAGGAAGUUAUCGUCUGAGGUGACGAAGGAGAAUGUGAUGGAAGCAAUCGAAUGACACAUUCUUGGGGAGGCAGUUUUGAUGGCCAAUUUCUGAACGAAUGAUUUAGAAAUGUGUACAAUCAGGAAAUGUAAAACUAGAAAGAAAAUGUGACCUUUCAAUAACGUUUUUUUUUUGACUUUGCAUAUAGCUUAAAUUUAAGGUAAAUAUGGUUGUUUUCUUGCCUAGUCUUUAAUUAUUAGUUCACAAAACCAACAAAUAUCUAAACAGAAUAUCUCCUCUCUAGAAAUUGAAAUUGCAUAUUUCUUUUGUCUUAUCCAGUUCAAAAUAUGUUUUACAAACAAAUGGAAUCAAUACAUCUCUUCUAAACUCCAAGGGCAUUGAGCGAGCGAAGUCUUGACAUUCUUUCUUUCUUUUUCUUCUUUUAAUUCACUAAAGAUCUGAAACUAACCAUGAAAAUGUGUAGAUGCAGAUUAUGUGCUUCUGUUUGAGCAAAUUAUGUUGAUAAAAUGCUGAAUUUGGAUUCAUACAUGUGUAGAAAUGGCGAAAAGCAAGCUGAAAAUAGUAUUAUCCCCUUCCAAGAGUUCAGAACCUGCUAUCAAUAUUGAACAACCAAUAUAGUGUUUGCUUAUUCUUCAUGUUAUCACAUAGCCUUGUGGGAGGGAGGAAGGGAGCAGGCUUUCUUACAGUCACUGAUAUUCUCUCUUAUAGCCACUUGACUGCAUAUGUUUCUUAUGGACUUGUCUUUUAAAUAAUAGGUAUGUACAGUCCUCCAUUUCAUUCACACCAAGGAUCGUCAAUAAGUCCUAUUAUGGAGGUUGGAAAUGAAGCUGUAGAUCAAGAACUUGAGGUGGAGUCUAAUAUUGAUGAGAUGAGCGAAGAAGAGCUGAACUUAGAUAACCUAUAGCAGCCAAAUGAAGGAGCAGAAACAGGGGAAAAAAGUAUACAAGAAGGAGCAAAUCCGUUUGAAAAAAAUGAACGGAAAAAGAAGUCAACAAUAUGAGAGGAUAUGACAGUAGUAAAACAGCCUGAUGGAACAUCGAAAGUGCAGUACAAUCACUACAAAGAACUAUUUGCCAAAAGCCCAUCUGGAGCUACCUCUCAACACAAGCAUCAUCUCAAAAAUUGCCUACAAAUGAGGCUGGUUGUUGGGGAGGAAAAUCGAAAGAGGCAGCAAGUGUUAUCCUUUACCGAAGGACCCUCGGAUGCUUUAUAAACAGUGGUUACUUGAAAGGACUGCGAGUAGGAGGAGGUACCGCACGAAACUUUUGCACAGCAACCCUUUCAGCACUCCCCGCCGUUUCUUCCCUCCAAACUCCAAAUUCCACGAGCAUUUACAUCCAACAAAGAAGAAGCACAAAAUAUUAAAAAAAAAGAAAAGGAGAAAAAGGAAAAGGAAUGGGGUUCUUCGACCUGAACAUUCCAUACCACGAGUCCGACCGCCAUGUGACCAAAACAACCACCUACAAAUCAAACCGCCUCAAGCUCGUCAUCAAAGCCGCCGAGCUAGGCUACACCGGAGUUGCUUACAACCGUGUAAUUAAAGGCGUUAUGUCCGAAUCGGACCGUUGCUCCACCUCAUUAUUCCCCCUCUCUUCUCUCCUCAAACACGCCCCUUCUUUUUCUAGCUCCGUUAAGUUCCACCGUGACCUCUUAAACGUCCCCGUUUCCACCCCUUUCCGUCAGUACUCCCGAUUAACUGUCGUUAUUGAUUGCCCGGCUCAAGCUGCCGCUCUUAAUUCGGGUAAUCCUGUUAUUAAAAGCUACGAUAUAGUCGCUGUAAGGCCCAUAAAUCAGAAUGCUUUCGAGCAGGCUUGCCAAACCUCUGAGGUUGAUAUCAUUGCUAUUGAUUUUUCAGAGAAGUUGCCAUUUCGGCUCAAGCAAUCGAUGGUGAAAGCUGCCGUUAAGCGUGGGGUGUAUUUUGAGAUCAGUUAUUCGAGUCUCAUUGUAGAUGCUCAAGUGAGGAGGCAAACAAUAUCUAAUUGCAAGCUACUGGUGGAUUGGACUCGAGGGAAGAAUCUUAUCAUCUCAAGUGCUGCUGCUUCUGUGUCUGAACUUAGGGGGCCUUAUGAUGUUGCAAAUUUGUUUUCACUGAUUGGGCUGCCAUUUGAACAUGCUAAGGCUGCUGUUUCCAAGAAUUGUAGAUCUGUCAUAGUCAAUGCAUUGAGGAAAAAGCAUUACUAUAAGGACGCAAUAAAAGUAGAAGUAAUGCCUUCUAGUGGAAAAGUUAAUCCCGAGGAAAGUGUAUUUAGUGACUGGCUUAGGUGGGAUCCCAUUUCGAGUGGCGAAGGUGACUUGCUAUUAGAUGACAUUGAGAAGUCUUUCUCAGCUUCUGGUAGUGUACAUAAUACUGUGAAAACUGUUGGAUUUGCCUCAGCUUUAAAUAGCCUCCCUUCUCAUGGUUUGCAGAUUAAGGAGAUUUUAUCCGCUGUAGAGUCUGCAUCUGAGGCACUGGAUAUUGGUAAAAACCUGUCUGGUGCUGAUGAGUCUAAGUUAACUGUUUCAGUAUCUGGGAUAUCUGAAGAGUUGUCAAGGACUAAUCUUCUGCCUGAAGAAAUUCAGACUUCUGAGAAUGAUAGGCAUCAGAGCCCCAGACAUCAAGAUUCUGAAAUGCGAACUCUGCCUAAUGGAUCUGUAAAUAAUUCUCCUCUAGCGGAAAAAGAGAUUAACCAUGUGGUUGCCACAAUGGAAUUGAAAACUGCAAAGGACUUGGAUGCAGACUUACCUGCUUCUGAUAGAGAAUUGCAUAAUUUGCAUUCACAAAGUUGCCUAGAUAGUUAUGAACAGGUCCCUCUAGCAGAUCAUAUGACAAACCGCUAUAGUGCAGAUGAUGCUGACACAGCUCAUACCUGUCAUGAUAUUGCCAAUGCGGAAAUUCUUUUUCAUUCAAAAGAUGUUUUAUCCACUUUCCAUGGUGAAGAAGCUAAGAUGCCUAUCAGUUCCACCAAAGGUUUGUAUGCAGAAAGUGGAUCAGUUGUGGACAAGAUUGAGAUGGAUCGGGAAAACAAGAAAAUACCAGCUUUUGCAGUGUCUGAUACACAUUCAAAUGAAGAGUUUAGGGAAAAUAAACAAUUUCAGGAAAAGUUAGAGAAUUUAGCUGCCUUUGCUAUUGAAAUUCCUAAUGAGGAGUCUCAUGAUCCGGCAAAAAAGGCAAAUGGGUCUCUGGUUUCAGAAGUCGAACCCAUUGAAGAAGACAUGGCUUCUGAACUGAUGCAGGAAGACGAAAAGGAAGAACGAAGGAAAUUGAAGGGUGAAGUUGCAAUGCAUUGCCCAUUUCUUAGCAAAUCUGUGUCAGGAAGAGGCAGAGGAAAACGAAGGUCAGUUCACCAGAAGAUUCCUUUUAAUCUCAAACAUAUCUUGAAUUCAAGGCCUUUCAAGAGGAAGGCUCGCAAGUUAAAUACAACCUAAGUAGGAGUUUUUGAUCUUGUUUAAUGAAUGUUUAUUGUGGCUGCAAUUGUCAUGGUUGGAGGUAAAAUUAUCUCUAUACUCAUUUCCCUGAAGGAUAGCAACAUUGAUACUUCAUAUUCAUUAGCUGAAAAAUGCAAGGAUGGACUGUCGAUAUUGCCGCUUUCCGUAAUUAUUUUGUGCAUGUAAGUUUUGUUUAUUUGUUAGAAUCAACUGACUUGAUUAAUUGUUUAAAAUAUUCUUAUCCAAUUCAAGCUUUUAUAAAUGUGCAGUGAGAAAUUUGAAAAAUUGAUUCAGCUGAAAAUUUUUUUUCCUUGAGUUCACGUUAAAGUUCUUUAAAGGCAAGAGCUAUUGAAGUCCUGAGUAGAUUUUGGUGGAAAAUUAAAUGGUGUUAUACUGCACUUGACCUAUAGUUUGGUUGGCAAAUGCAGCCCAAUCUUGUGAUUAAAAAACUAUUUACUGUUUACACUAGUAUAUCGCAAUAAACAUAUCAUUGAGCGAAUAUUCUAACAAAAGUUACGUCUGAGUCUUUCUUCAUAAAUGUCUGACAUUUCUGUGAGACCCCUUGAUUUUUAUCUUUAAUUUCUAAAACGACAUUGUGGGAGCCAUUAUGGUGGUUGCUCUGCUCUUGUUGUUAUGCUUGUUCUUUUUAAUCAUAAAGUUGGGUUGAUUGCAUAAAUACAGAGGGUUUCGGGAAGCAGGGGAAGUUAAGCAUGGAAGGGACAACGACCAGUGGAUGUGAAAAAUUAGUGUAGUUUUGUAAUUUUUAGCUGGGAUUAUUCUUGUGUGAUUGCUAAGAAACUCCAGGGGUAGCAUUUCGGGACAAGUUGCUAUCUGAGUAAAAUGGGCAAUCAUCAUUAUCCUACAAUGCUUUAAAGUUUUGAAUGUGCCUAAGUGCUGAUCUUUAUCGUAACUGGAAUAUAUAGCUAAAACUAGGCGAGUUGAAUAUAAUGCUUUUCAUGUGC